AAUUACUGGACGGAUUGUUGUGGGCAAGAGUGGAUGGUGUCGUUUGUGUUCAAGGUGCGAGCUGCUGCUGAAGCCAAUGCUGCAUUAAACAAUGCUCAAUCAUCUCCUGCACACACAAGUGCACACACAAAUGCAGAUGCUUUUGGAUCUUCAUUAUCACCAACCCUAAAAUCAUCAUCCAAUGCAAUGACCGACUCAAAUCCUUCAUCUACUCCAGCACCAUCUGCAGCACAAAGCACAUCGUUCAAGACACCUUCCGGAAUCCCUUCACUUGAUUUACCUUUAUCAGCUUCCCAAUCUGCAUCAAAACCAUUUGGAGCCAAAUCUACACCUUCAGGAUCCGGUAGAGGCAGUCGUGGAGGGAGAGGAAGCAGAGGUGGUCGUACAGGAAGAGGCGGUCGUGGAAGUGGAUCUCGAGGCGGUCGAGGUGGAUCUACAGCCAACAAAAAAUCCGUAUCAGCACCCUCGUCAGCAAUAUCGCCUUCAUUUCCAACCUCAUCCACAACCACUCACCCGUCUUCCAGACACAAACCACUAUCAAAAGAUGACGAGGCUUUAUCUGAAGCACCUUUAGAAGAGCACUUGAUAUUGCGUGUGCCUGCUUCCAUUGCUCCACAACUCCGCUUGCAUGUUCAGAAACGAGAUCUGAACCCAUCCGCAUUCACUUUAAAGUUUACUGAUGCGAGAAAGGGUGAAGCAACAUUUGUUGGACUAGGAAGCAAUCCCAACCAUUUGACUCCCGUAACACUUCCAGUCCAGCUCGUUGAUCUCCCUUGUAUACUUGAAUCGCUCAAAACCAUCGACAACAAACAAUUUUAUAAAAUCGCCGACGUGGCUCAAAUGGUGGUUGUGACUGAUCCCACUGACCCCGCUUCAACUAAAAUCAAACCAUCCAGCGAUGGGUCAUGGCCAGAUGGAAUCAGUCCACCAUUUAAAAAUGUAAGAAAACGACGGUUUCGUAAGCGUAUUUCAAAAAAAGCAAUCGAAGAUGUCGAGCAGGAGAUUGAGCGGCUUUUACUUGCUGAUGCAGCUGCUGUAGAUGUAAAAUAUGAUGUACACGAUCGCCGCGAUGGAGAAGGCUCAACUAUGGACGAUGGAAGUAUAGCUGAACUACCCGAGGGCAGUGAAAUGGCAGACAACGAUAUGUUAUCACAGACUGGUCACGACUCUCAAGCAGGUGAUCAAACUGGAUCUCGUAGUGGCCAUCAUGCAUCCGAGUCUAUUGCCGACAUGGACGACCAUGACUCGGAUCUUGCUGCUGAAAUUCAAGAAGCUCUUGAUGCUGAUGACGAUGCUAACAGUCAAGAGGGUGAGGAAAAGGAGUCGGAAGAUGAUGAAGAGGAGGAAGAAGACGGGGACGAACAACAAGGUGAUGGUGAUAACGAGAGCGACGAUGGUGGACAAGAGGAAGAUGUAGAAGGAGAAGAAGGAGAUGCACAUUUGAAAAAGCAAGCAAAUCUCUUGCAGCACGAGAUCCAGGAUUUGGAGCGAAAACUCUUUGAAAAGAAUGCACAGGCAGCUAGUCAAGUCAAUCCAAUCAUGAGAAAACGGUUCGAGGAAAUUGUUGGCAAAUUGACAAGUGAACUCGAUAUCAAACACCAGCAACUCGAAACUAUUCAGGCAGAACUUGUGGAGAACGAUGGAGAUGAUCCUUUGGAUAAAAUACUUGAUCAGAUAGAUCAAGACGAGCAAGAGGAUCAGAUGGAUCAAGAUGAACCCGUUUAACUCGAAUAUUACAGUCGUAUUCAUGUAAAAUGGAACAUUUGUAUUUAUUUUGCAUUGGAAUAGACACUUUGAAUAUUUGUCAUACUUUUCUAUUAGAGAUUGAUUAUUUCACUAGGCAUUUUCAAUUUUUCAAAACACAACGUUUAUCACAUGAUGCACACAAUUAAACUAUAAUUUUGAACUGGUUUUUUUG
This is a messenger RNA of Batrachochytrium dendrobatidis JAM81, 1918 nucleotides long. RefSeq lists its product as uncharacterized. Gene Ontology annotation, molecular function: RNA polymerase II general transcription initiation factor activity. The transcript is spliced from 3 exons. Lineage: Eukaryota; Fungi; Chytridiomycota; Chytridiomycetes; Rhizophydiales. Gene Ontology annotation, cellular component: transcription factor TFIID complex. Bases 34 to 1725 code for a protein of 563 amino acids. Gene Ontology annotation, biological process: RNA polymerase II preinitiation complex assembly; transcription initiation at RNA polymerase II promoter. The record is from RefSeq and is a predicted model, not a curated record.